This is a messenger RNA of Penicillium argentinense, 765 nucleotides long. RefSeq names its product YoaK family protein. The transcript has a single exon. The record is from RefSeq and is a predicted model, not a curated record. Bases 1 to 765 code for a protein of 254 amino acids. Lineage: Eukaryota; Fungi; Ascomycota; Eurotiomycetes; Eurotiales; Aspergillaceae.
AUGGGUCUAUCAAUCCCCGAUUCGGAAGAGUACCCCCGGAAAUCCCGAUUCCGAGAAUUCCUCGACGAAGACAUAUGCGAAGACCUCCUUCUCGAAAGCGAGCUCCUCCUCCUCUCCUUCUCAACAGGUAUCCAAGACGCCGCCGCCUGGCCCGAUUACAUGUGCUUUGCCUCCAACCAAACAGGCAACACCCUUUUCCUCGCCAUCGGAAUAGCAGGCCUAACGCACGACGCCUACAGCUUCCCAAAUAUCGGAGUUAGCCUGGCAAAUUUCGUAGCCGGCGGCUUGGUGAUGGGACAACUGGGCAACUAUUUUGGCGUGCGACGACGGAGCUGGCUAUUAAUGAGCAAUUUCAUCCAGACAGCACUGGUAUUCCUCGCGUUGAUAUUCAUGUACAUCUGGCCGAUCCAGCGCGAUGGGCCGGCGUCUUGGGCGGUUAUCGCUUGUCUUGCAUUUUCGUCCGGAGCACAAGUUGCGAUGAGUCGGUCGUUGAAAAUUACAGAGAUCACGACUGCGAUGGCGACGGCUGCAUUCAUUGAUUUGGUUAUUGAUCCCAGUCUAGUGAAAGUGAAGAACCGACUUCGGAAUCGCAGAUUCAUGUUCCUCGUUAUGCUGACGGCGGGUUGUUUUGUCGGUGCGUUUGCGCAGAGGGAGGUAAAUUCGACGUUUCCGAUUUUGCUGUGUGCGAUUGGGAAGACGAUGGUUAGUGUUGCUUUCUUGUUUAAUAGGGCUAUUGCCAGGCCGGCAGAAGACGUGAAGGUGUGA